CGCUAAAGCUGUUGAUCGGGUAUUAACCGCAUUCAUUCUUCGUUGAUUGUCCACAAUGGUGACUGCCAAGAAACAGAAAAAAGCUCUGGAGAGCAUCAACUCCCGCCUGGCGUUGGUGAUGAAAUCCGGCAAGUACUGCCUGGGUUACAAGCAGACGCUUAAGACCCUCCGUCAGGGAAAGGCCAAGUUGAUCAUCAUCGCCAAUAAUACGCCGCACCUUCGCAAGUCGGAGAUUGAGUACUACGCCAUGUUGGCCAAGACGGGUGUGCACCACUACAAUGGCAACAACAUCGAGCUCGGAACCGCGUGCGGUAAAUACUUCCGCGUGUGCACUCUCUCGAUCACUGAUGCGGGAGAUUCCGAUAUUAUCCGCAGCCUGCCGGAGGCCCAGACUGGUGGACAGUAGAAUACAUCUUACUGUAAAUAUUCCGCUUCUCGGUGCCAGAAGUUACUCAUACGGACUGAAAUCACCGACGAUGUAUGAAAAUAAUAAAUUCUUGGUUAAGGCGUAAAAUCGGCCACGAUUUCACGUAAAACCACACUGAGCCUG
Anopheles cruzii is the source of this 550-nucleotide messenger RNA. It is a transcript of the gene RpL30, whose product is annotated as 60S ribosomal protein L30. The record is from RefSeq and is a predicted model, not a curated record. The transcript has 4 exons. The coding region runs from base 56 to 406 and encodes 116 amino acids. NCBI's taxonomy places the organism in Eukaryota, Metazoa, Arthropoda, Insecta, Diptera, Culicidae. Gene Ontology annotation, molecular function: RNA binding; structural constituent of ribosome. Gene Ontology annotation, cellular component: cytosolic large ribosomal subunit.